AUGCCUGAAGUUUACGCUGCACCACAAGAAUACGCCUUUCCUCGGAAUUUCAAAGGAUAUGGUGAAAAAGGACUUGAGGGGUUAAAAUGGCCAAACGACGCGAAGAUAGCCGUGUCUUUUGUCAUCAACUAUGAAGAGGGUGGCGAGCGUUCAGUGAUGAAAGGAGACGGCAUGUCUGAAAUCAACCUCCGCGAAUAUCCCGCACAACCAAGGAUCAACGAGCGCGACUACAGCGGCGAAUCUGAAUUCGAAUAUGGCUCACGCAGCGGCUGGUGGCGCAUGUUCAAGCUCUUCAACGACUACAACAUGAAAUUCACCCUCUACGCCGUCGGCUCCGCCGUCGAAGAGCAGCCAGAAGCCGUCACGCGCUCUGUCGAAGAAGGCCACGACAUCGCAUCGCACGCCUACCGCUGGAUCGACCACUCCAACCUCUCCGUCGAAGCCGAAAAGCAGCACAUUAGAGACGGCAUCACCGCGCUGAAGAAACUCGCGGGCUACGCCCCCAAAGGCUGGUACUACGGCCGGCCUUCCCCCCAAAGCCGCGCUUUGAUCCCCCUUGUUUACGAAGAAAUGGGCGAGGAACUCCUCUGGGCCAGCGAUACUUACGCCGACGAUCUCCCUUACUGGACCGAUCUCCCGCACGAACGCAACAGCCCCAAUCCAAAGGGCUGUCUCAUGGUUCCUUACAGCUACGAUUGCAACGACUUCAAAUUCCACACCCAGGGCACGGGAUUCCGCAGCCCAGGUGCCUUUUACGAGCACCUCCAGAACGCGUUCGAUGUUUUGUAUGAAGAGGGUGCGGCGGGCAAACCAAAGAUGAUGACGAUUGGGCUGCAUUGCAGGAUCAUCGGAAGGCCGGGACGGUUUAAGGCGUUGCAGGAUUUUGUAAAGUAUAUUUCGGAGAAGGAGGGGGUUUGGGUUGCUACGCGGACGCAGAUUGCGGAGGCGUUUAGGGAGCAGUUUCCCUAUAAGAAGGGGGAGCUUGCAUAG
This is a messenger RNA of Bipolaris zeicola 26-R-13, 990 nucleotides long. RefSeq names its product carbohydrate esterase family 4 protein. Gene Ontology annotation, molecular function: hydrolase activity, acting on carbon-nitrogen (but not peptide) bonds. The record is from RefSeq and is a predicted model, not a curated record. The transcript is spliced from 2 exons. Lineage: Eukaryota; Fungi; Ascomycota; Dothideomycetes; Pleosporales; Pleosporaceae. Bases 1 to 990 code for a protein of 329 amino acids. Gene Ontology annotation, biological process: carbohydrate metabolic process.